Lineus longissimus is the source of this 1702-nucleotide messenger RNA. Its product is annotated as tubulin-specific chaperone C-like. Gene Ontology annotation, biological process: tubulin complex assembly; post-chaperonin tubulin folding pathway. The record is from RefSeq and is a predicted model, not a curated record. The coding region runs from base 161 to 1273 and encodes 370 amino acids. NCBI's taxonomy places the organism in Eukaryota, Metazoa, Nemertea, Pilidiophora, Heteronemertea, Lineidae. The transcript has a single exon. Gene Ontology annotation, molecular function: tubulin binding. Gene Ontology annotation, cellular component: cytoplasm.
ACUGAUGAUUGCAAGAGAAGAUAGACUUUCCCAGGACGACGAAUGAUAAUGAAUGAAAUACAAGUGACCUGCCAAAGAUCACACAGCAGAUUUUGACGACCCUUCUUUAAAUCCCCAACAAAAAGUCCAAGGGAGCGAAACGACUUCGAUUUGGAGCGAAAUGACUGGGGGCGAAAAAGUCAGUAGGAACGACAUCAGCGCCUCUAGUGUCAAGAUUGCGGCCGCCCCUCGUUGCGAAAUUUGUAUCAAAAUGGCGGUCAGCAGCCAGGAAACAACGAAAAUUGAUGAUAAAAUAGCAGAUUUUGACGAUCUUAAGAAUCAAGUCACCAGUAAAUUACACAAAAGAGAACAGGAGAGGUUAGAAGAUGUUGAAAAGAAACGAUCUGAAAAAGAAUACGAGUCCUCUGCGAAAGAAACGACCGAUUUCUUCAACGAAAAUUUUACAAAAGAGCGGGUGUGUAUAGAAAAUGAACUGGCCCAGACACCGGGACUGACUAAACCGGCUUUGCAAAAUCACUUUGACAAGCUGAUGAUUUCAGUGCAGAAUCUACAGAAGUUUGUGUCGGAUUCCACUAUGUUUCUUCCCUCGUACGAAGUGAGGCACGCUCAGGAUUCCCUCUCUAAAUUGCAGAAUGAAAUAACCGAAAAACGUGAUGAACUUUUGCCAAAGAAAAAGUUUGCUUUUAAGGCAAAAAAGAAGGUUGCAGAGAAAGGUGAUGUGACAAAACCAGAUGUUGUUGAUGGAAAGAAAAAAGAGUUUGUAAAUGUCGCUCAUGGAGAUUGUGGUUUCAAGGAUUUGAGUGACGAAACCUUGUCCCUUUCUUCAACCGAGAUUAAUGCUAAGGAUGUUGCACUCUCUAGACUAAUGAACUGUAAAAUCGUCCUUAAAGGAGCACCAAGUACUGUUCAUGUUGAUAAGCUCUCCAAGUGUACAAUGCUGUGUGGUCCUGUCUCGGGUUCUAUAUUUGUGAAUGACUGCACUGACUGCACCUUCGUGAUAGCAUGCCAGCAGCUUCGUACGCAUUCAACAACGAGAACUUCCUUCUAUCUUCAUGUUACUAGCAGAGGAAUCAUCGAGGAUUGCAAUGGUGUUACAUUUGCCCCUUACAACCUUGAAUAUCCAGGGUUAGAUGAACACUAUUUAGUUGCAGGACUAGAUAGAGCGAGGAAUAGCUGGGAUGACAUUGAUGACUUUAAUUGGUUGGCAAGUGAUAAACGUUCCCCGAAUUGGAGUUUAAUCCCAGAAAAUGAGAGAACAAAAUCUUGGAUGUGACUCCUCAAAAUGUAUCUGAAUCAUGCAGUCUUUUAAAAAAGACUCAUGGACUGUUUCAAAGUCAAACUCUACCUUGUUAUAACACCCAAAUAAGGAUGUACCAAAAACUACCAAAACAAUUCUAAUGUUUACGUUCCUAAUGUUAAAUCAAUCCUAAUGCUUACAAAAAAUUCAUAACCUCAUGUAUUAGAAUCAUAAAUUAUUGGUUGUAUCAGUAUGUGUUUUGUUGUUGCCAACUUCAAGCCAUUGCAAUACUGACAGCUUUCCAGAAACUUGGUGUACCUUGUAUUGUGCCACAUGCACCUUAAUGUUAGAAGUCUAUUGCGGACAUUUUAUUGUUUUAUUCUGUAUCAAUUAUGUCCUUCAAAAUCACAAUUUUUGUACAUUUGUGACUGGGCUGUAAUCAAGGGGAUUUAAAAAUAAAUUCAU